Messenger RNA from Paraphaeosphaeria sporulosa, 2088 nucleotides. Its product is annotated as GTP cyclohydrolase II. The coding region runs from base 277 to 1839 and encodes 520 amino acids. The record is from RefSeq and is a predicted model, not a curated record. The transcript is spliced from 7 exons. Gene Ontology annotation, molecular function: GTP cyclohydrolase II activity. NCBI's taxonomy places the organism in Eukaryota, Fungi, Ascomycota, Dothideomycetes, Pleosporales, Didymosphaeriaceae. Gene Ontology annotation, biological process: riboflavin biosynthetic process.
UCUCCCUGUCAUUCAUUCCCCGCCACGCUGCUGUCCCUCGCUCUUAUUCUCACUUCCGCUGCAGUCGUUCAGAGCUCAGGAAGGGAUCACGGCUUCAACUUUUCUCAGUUGGUGCUUGCGUUCUGUCUUCACACACAGUCCAACACCCACCUCCUCCAGCUCUUCCUCGGUAAUCAGCGAUUCAUUAUCUACAAGCGGUAAACUCGGAGGGAUCCACGUGUUCCUCUUUGUCCAGAGGGUCUCUUUGUAUUUGCAUGAAAGCGUUACAGGGUCAUCAUGUCUGCCGAAAGCUCAAGUGAUGCUCUCCUCAAGGAGAUCUUGGAAGGUCUCCACUCCUUGCGCAAGGAGAACUCCCAGCUUGCGUCAGCCGUAGACGCCAUCAAUGGCCGUGUGAACAUGUUGUCAGAAAUCAAGCAAAUCAAGGAUGAGGCAAAGGGACAGCCCCAACCUUCCAACGGUCUGCUUGAGAAGGCCAAACAAGCUGUGGCGAGUGUGUCGGAGAAGGCCGCAGAGGCCGUCAGUACACAGUAUGAGGAAUCACCCUCUGUUGCUGAUGCCCCUCCUCGUCGAGCCAGCGUUUCCAAGACCUCCAAGAUCAUCUUGACUUCGUAUCCUGGUCAAGCUGGAGUUGACCCAUUGCCUAUGGAAUGGGGUCACAAAGACCCGGCUGUUCGAGGUCCUGUGGUCGUGUCCCGCCAUGCGAAUACCAUCCGGAGGCGUAACGCUAUUGGUGCUCACGGUGGCUCUUACUCAAUCUACCACGCUCUCGCCGUAGCAAGUGGCAAUCUCGACAUUACCCACAAGCCUGACUUUACCAACACCGAGCCUGCCGCAACGAUUGGGCCGUUCCCGCAAUGGAGUGACAAGAAGAAGAUCGUAGCCAUGGAUCCCCUUGGCCAUCUGGCUCCUUGGCUGUACAAGGAGAUCAUGGAUAAAGAUGGUGUCGAGAUCAGGCCUUCCAUUGCCAUUACCAAAGCUCACAUGAAGCUCCCUGAGCUGGAGGACAGCGUUAGGAAGGGACGCCUCGUUCCUGAUGGCAAGAUCUGUUUGAACGAGAGCGGUGAAUUGGCCGUCACCAAAGUUGCCGUUGAGCCUGUUUGGUAUCUCCCCGGAGUCGCCGAACGUUUCGGCAUCGAUGAGGGCACGCUUCGCCGUACAUUGUUUGAAGAGACCGGCGGGUCCUACCCCGAGCUGAUUACGCGCCACGACAUCAAGCUCUUCCUGCCCCCGAUCGGUGGUUUGACCGUGUACAUCUUCGGCGACCCAGCCAAGAUGUCAGACCCGAACGUUCGUCUCGCUCUGCGCGUUCACGAUGAGUGCAACGGCAGCGAUGUGUUCGGUUCCGAUAUCUGCACAUGCCGCCCGUACCUCAUCUUCGGUGUGGAAGAGGCUGUAAAGGAGGCCCAAAAGGGCGGCAGCGGUGUCGUCAUCUAUUUCCGCAAGGAAGGACGAGCUCUGGGCGAAGUGACCAAGUAUCUCGUGUACAACGCACGGAAACGCGGAGAAGACCGCGCGAGCGAGUACUUCAAGCGAACCGAGAACAUCGCCGGUGUCAAGGACAUGCGCUUCCAAGCACUCAUGCCUGAUAUCCUGCACUGGCUCGGCAUCACGAAGAUUGACAGGAUGCUCAGCAUGUCUAACAUGAAACACGAUGCGAUUGUCGAUCAGGGCAUCCCAAUCCACGAGCGUGUUCCGAUCCCUGAAGAGAUGAUUCCGGCGGACAGCCGCGUUGAGAUCGAUGCGAAGAUCCAAGCAGGAUAUUUCACUACCGGUCAUGUCAUGUCAAUGGAUGAGCUUGCGAACGUGAAGGGCCGUGGAUGGGAGGAUAUUGAUCACUGAGCGCCAAAAGCACACCAGGGGAGCUAUCGACUGCCUGCACAUCUUCGUGCACCUCGACCUUCGCCAGAUUGUCAUGAUUGGAUUCAAAUUGACACAUCGCAGUGACCGUUUUGAACACUCGAUAAGCCUGACUCUUAGGUAGACUCCGUUGGCGUGGAGUGUGCAGCAUGCAUCCUGCGGCUCCGAAGAAACAGCGAAAGUGCUCACGCAAGAAAUGCAAGUAGACUAAACAAAUACCUACAUCCAGCG